AAGACAGGAAGUAAACUAGUAUUUAUUUGAAUUGCCUGAAGCCUUCUGGUUGAUUGACGGAUGACAUAGAAAAAUAUACUAUAGUAGACUGUAAGUGUAACAGUGAUAUAUAUCGUAAUAAAAUGAUUUAAUCUAGUUAACGUUUGUAUAUCAUCAAAAUUAAGAUAUUGGAUGCACACAAAUUCCACUUAUAUCAAUCAGUUCUAGUGAAAAUUGUGAAAAGUGAAGACAUUGCUGACAUAUUUAUAUGGAUACAAUCAGUAUUGUUUAUAUCAGUGCGGAAGUGAUUAUUGGCGUGACCUCGUGCGGCGGAAAUGGAUUAGUUCUAUUAGCUAUUUUAAAACAUCGCAGACUGCAGACAGUUACAAACUGUUUCAUUGGUAGCUUGGCGUUGGCAGAUUUUUUAGUUGGGGUCGUCGUCGCUCCAUUGGCAGCUUUAAGCUAUUUAGGACUACCUCAUGAUUUUUCUGGCUGUGUUUUUACAAAUUCGAUUGUUGUUGCAUUCACACAAGUGUCUAUUUUUAACUUGUUAGCCGUGGCAUUUGAGAGAUAUUUUGCGAUCAAACAUCCGUUUGCAUACACGAAGCAUCUAGAUAUUAAGCUGUCUUUGCUAGUAAAUGCUGGAGUAUGGUUUCUAGGUAUGAUUAUCGGAUUGAUACCAUUGUUCGGAUGGAAUCUUGAGGACAAACGUAACGAAAACUGGACUUGUAAUUUUGAAACUGUUAUAGACAUGGAAUAUACAGUGUAUUUCCAUUUCUUUGGAUGUAUUGUGAUACCUUUGAUUAUUAUAAUUGCUAUAUAUUGUUAUAUUUUCAUAAUUGUGCGGCAGCACAUGUCUAGGAUUACAGCUUUGACUAUCCCAUCGCCGCAAUACAGCAGGUCAAGUAGUUUAACAAAAUUUAAAAAAGAAACUCAAGCCGCAAAAUCACUUGCUAUUGUUAUUUUAUUAUUUGCAAUCUCUUGGAUUCCAAUACAUGUUCUCAAUACUAUAACGUUGAUGUGCACAAAUUGUUCUAGCCCAGUAGAACUUUUACUAGCAACGAUAGUGCUGAGUCAUGCUAAUUCCGCCAUAAACCCGUUCCUAUAUGCAUACAGUAAUGGUAAUUUUAAAAGUGCAUUUAAGAAAAUGUUUUGUUAUCAGACAACUAAUGAAACACAUACAACAGCCAAUGCUGGAAAUUCACAAAUGCAAAGUACAAGAAGCGUGGCAAACAUUUCAGGUAACCUGGAUAUUGACAGUCGGCAGCAGAACGUUGUAAACUUGUUAAGCUAUAAGAAACUUUUUAGAUAAGUGUAAAUAAAAGUUAGUUCAUUAAAAACUUAGUUGAUUUCAAUUUUAUUCAACAUUUGUGUUUAAUUUCCCUUUGUAUUCAAAGGGUGGUGUCAUCCUGGCGAUAAGAUAUUUCCUCCAUUAAAAUAUCAUUUCAAUGAACCAUUGCACCAAUCGGAACAUCUCGGCUAUUAUCAAUAAUGAUCUCGGACGAUGUAAACAAAAACAGGGGGUGUUAUCUUUGAUAAUGUAUAAUGAAUGUAUAUAAUUAUUUGACAUUCAAAGGAAAUAAAGCCCAUUUCUGUUGCACUAAGAUUAAAAAUAUGUCUGUCAACCAUAAUCAAUUGAAAACUGCCCAAUGACGUACAAUUAUAACAAA
Messenger RNA from Ruditapes philippinarum (Manila clam), 1649 nucleotides. Its product is annotated as adenosine receptor A1-like. Gene Ontology annotation, cellular component: membrane. Gene Ontology annotation, biological process: G protein-coupled adenosine receptor signaling pathway. The transcript has a single exon. NCBI's taxonomy places the organism in Eukaryota, Metazoa, Mollusca, Bivalvia, Venerida, Veneridae. Gene Ontology annotation, molecular function: G protein-coupled adenosine receptor activity. The record is from RefSeq and is a predicted model, not a curated record. Bases 248 to 1291 code for a protein of 347 amino acids.